AUGGCUUUCACAGGGAAAUAUGAGCUAGAGGAGCAAGAAAACUAUGUGGAAUUUCUCGAAGCAAUAGGGCUCCUUAAAGCAAAGACAGACCACAAGGUGAUCACAGAAGUGAAACAAGAUGGGGACAGCUUCACUUGGAUUCAAAGCGUCCCAAACUGGACUUGGUCAAAUACUUUCACUGUGGGUCAGGAAUGCGAGCUGACCACGAUGACAGGGGACAAAUUCAAGGCUCCAGUCAUUAUGGACAGUGGCGUAAUUUCAAUACAAUUCCCUCAAUACCAUUUGACAACCGAGAUUUCUGACAAUAAACUGGUCAUGACGUGUGUGACUGCAGAGAAGGGUGUGACGUUCAAGAGAGUGAGCAGGAGGAUAGCAUGA
Molecule: messenger RNA, 378 nt
Organism: Knipowitschia caucasica
Lineage: Eukaryota; Metazoa; Chordata; Actinopteri; Gobiiformes; Gobiidae
Source: the annotation of a GenBank genome assembly